AUGAUGGCACCCAGCGUGUUUCAGAGAACCAAGUCUCCACGCUCUUCGCCCGGCAACUUGCCUAGGAAAUUACAGAACGGCACCGAAUCCGCGAGUCAGUCAGAGCCAGCUGCAGACUCCAGCCCUGGCAACUCUAUAUCAGACGCAGAGAAUUUCGAGUGUUACGGUGAAGCUGAUGGCGAUACACAAGCUAACACAUUGGAAAAUGGAUCUAGAAGUCCAGCAAAUCCUCUGAAUCGACACUCAUGGACAAGAACAAGCCUCAGAAGGACACCACCUAGCCAUCAAGAGAACCUGCCGCAUCGGAGAUGGGGCUCCAUGAGACACUCGGGGAAGCGGCAAAUUGGCUCCAAUGUCUUAGCAAGCCAAUUAUACCGGUCGUCGUCAUUCAAUUCGUCGGGCUGCGGUUCAGGUGGGGAGCCAGCCGACGACAUGUACUCUGAUGUGUCGCUGGAGGAGGACGUUCAAGGCCUGAAUUAUAAGGUGCAGCUCCUACAGCAACAAGUGACCUCCUUGGCGGACACACAGAGUACUGCCGACGACCGGUACGCGAGGGCGAAGGCCGACAACGCGGUGCUGCAGGCCCGAGUCCACAUGCUCGACGAACAGAUUAGAGAGAUCGAGAGUCGUUGUGAAGAGCGCAUUGCAGAGGAACAGAAGCGAUGCCGUGAAGCUAUUGCCCGCGUGGAGCGCGAUCGCGAUGCCCAGCUGGCGGCACUCAGCGACCGCCUCGCUGCUGCCGAAAACGAGGCUUCAGAUCUCAAGCAAGAGGUGGGGCGGUUGCGCGGCGUGGCUGAGACGCUGCGCGCGAGCGCGGAGGCGGCGACGCGUGCGCAGCGCGAGGCGCAGGAGGCGGUGGGCGAGCUGGGCGCGGCGCUGAGCGCGGCGCGCGACGCCGAGCGGCGCGAGCGCGCGUCCGCCGCCGGCCUGCGCGCACAGCUGGCGGCCGCCGAGCGCGAGUUGCGUGCCGCGCGCCUCGCCCCGCCCUCCCCGCCACCCGACCCGCGCCUCGACGAGCUGCGCGAGGAGCUCGCGCUGCUGCGCACGCAGAACAAAUCGCUCUCGGAGGCGCAAGAGGAGCUGCAGGCGCAGAUCCUGACGCGCGGCGUGGAGCAGGGCCGCAGCCUGCUCGACGUCAGCGGGCCGCUGCUGGCGCACUCGCUCGCGCACGAGCUCUCGCACAUGUCCGACCACGAGCCCGAUGGUAGCACGCAAACUGAUCUCAGCAUAGAGAUGGAAAAGUUACAAAAAGCUUUAAAAGAACAACAGGACGUGAAUGUUCAACUGAGGACGUACAUCGACGGCAUCCUACUAGCGAUAGUAGAGAACUACCCACAGCUGCUCGAAGUCAAAUAUCCUAAGCCCGAAGAAAAAUCAUAA
This is a messenger RNA of Parnassius apollo (apollo), 1380 nucleotides long. The record is from the annotation of a GenBank genome assembly. NCBI's taxonomy places the organism in Eukaryota, Metazoa, Arthropoda, Insecta, Lepidoptera, Papilionidae.